UGAAUGUGUGAGUGGUUGGCGCAUGCGCAGAGCAGCACAGCACAGUCUGAGCCUUUAGCGUUAGCUCACAUCCUCCUCAUCAUCAUCUUUGUGAACAUUUGUUGUUAAACAGCGCGUGGUUUGUAUCGAGCGGGAUUUUCGCGAAUCCUCUGGACAGAACAUGCCCAAGAAUAAAGGUAAAGGAGGAAAGAAUCGGCGACGUGGAAAGAACGAGAAUGAGUCUGAGAAGAGAGAGCUGGUGUUCAAAGAAGACGGACAAGAAUACGCUCAGGUGAUUAAAAUGUUGGGGAAUGGCCGUUUGGAGGCCAUGUGUUUCGACGGCACCAAGCGACUGUGCCACAUCAGAGGAAAACUCCGGAAAAAGGUUUGGAUUAACACGUCAGACAUCAUCCUGGUGGGACUGAGAGAUUACCAGGACAACAAAGCUGACGUCAUCCUCAAGUACAACCCAGACGAGGCUCGUAGUUUGAAAGUGUACGGAGAGCUGCCUGAGCACGCCAAACUGGACUUGGACACUCUGGGCAACGUCGAUGACGACGUGCAGUUUGACGACGAUUGUGACGUUGAUGAUGACGACGACAUUGAGGAGAUCUAAAACAGCUGCUUCUGGAGGACAAGGACAUUUUUACUGGAGAUGCUCCCACUGAGAUAUUCUGAACCGAAACAUCGCAACAACAACAACAACAACAAUUAAUAAUAGCGACUUUUUUUUAUUCUGAUCAGCCGACAGAUUAUUAACACACUUGACUGAUUAUUACUACAUUUAAUUUAAAUUGUCUCCGGCCUGGUUCUCAGCAGGAAACCAAGUUCACUGUCAGGGUAAAAUCAAAGCUGCUGCAGCGCCCCCAGCUGUACACAGCGGUACUGCAGAUGCACUGUGGAAUAAGAGCAGGUUGAUAAUCCAGAUUAACAUCUGGAGCAUUUCUAGAUUUGUACGUGUUGCCGUCUCCUUCACGUCAGAUAGUUUCUCUCUUUUUCGCCGCAGAGUCUGAACUCUCUAGUUUUUCUUUUCUUUUUUCACCUUCAGCAGCAAACGCGACUUCUUUUUAAAAACAAAUGUAUUUAUAUUAAUUUCACGUUUGUGUGGAAUUGAAACAAAUCUCUGCAUUCGCCAAAAAAUAAAAAGAGGGGAAAAUACUUUGUGUUUUUCUUUCUUCUGGCGGCUGUGGUUUUCUUUGUAUCUUAAAACAAAUGACAAAUAAAUCCAAUAAAACCACAUGAUGGAGGGUGAUAUCCAGGUUUUUCUUUUCACUGGUUUUUAUUUUGAAUGAAGGAAAAUUAUGGUUCAUCCAUUUUUUUCCCUCCUGAAAUCAGAUAUUUUUCUUUUAUUUCUGUUGUUUUCUUCGUGUUCAUCUUUGUUUCUUUUCCAUUUUUCGCGACGUCAACAACUUGCGCUUUAAAGUUUGACCGUAACAAAAGAAAAAAGAGCAGAGGUUCCGGAACUCGAUAAACACCGAUAAAACCUCACGUCUGAAAAACUAAACCAUAAAACUAUUAUUAUUAUUAUUAUUACAUACAGAAUAAUUAUUAGCUGUAUUUUCCCCUGGGGGAGCAGAGCGCAGCGCCCCCUGCAGCUCAGUUUUUGAACCACUGCUCUGCACAUGCGUGUGUGGGGGGGGUGUGGCCUGUCGCUGUUGUUGCUGUAAUUCUAAGAAUAUACAAUGAUGUUUAAAGGCUUGGUUUCCAAUAAAGAUCUUAAUCCACUGACA
Messenger RNA from Solea senegalensis (Senegalese sole), 1709 nucleotides. RefSeq names its product eukaryotic translation initiation factor 1A X-linked b (gene eif1axb). The transcript has 7 exons. Bases 161 to 595 code for a protein of 144 amino acids. The record is from RefSeq and is a predicted model, not a curated record. Gene Ontology annotation, biological process: translational initiation. Gene Ontology annotation, cellular component: cytoplasm. NCBI's taxonomy places the organism in Eukaryota, Metazoa, Chordata, Actinopteri, Pleuronectiformes, Soleidae. Gene Ontology annotation, molecular function: translation initiation factor activity; RNA binding.